CCUUAUUUGGCUUCUGGUUUUGAUCCCACUUCAACUGUCUGCUGAAAUGCCUCAUGCGGCUAUCGAAGCCCAAGUUAAGGAUGGCGGCUCUGCUUCUAAGCCACAACGCAUCAUCAAACUAGUCAAAACUACCAACGAUAGCGACAAAAAGGGUACAAACAGGAGAGUUAAAGAUAUUAAGCUUUGUGUUCUAAUUGUUUAUGGAACUAUUGCCUUUUAUCUUGGUCGAAAGGCUAGUGAGUCACAGUCACAUAAGUGGAUUGUUUAUGUGCGUGGGGUGACAAAUGAAGAUCUUGGAGCAGUGAUAAAGCAUGUUGUGUUUCAACUGCAUCCCAGUUUCAAUAACCUGACGUAG
Molecule: messenger RNA, 355 nt
Organism: Hibiscus syriacus
Lineage: Eukaryota; Viridiplantae; Streptophyta; Magnoliopsida; Malvales; Malvaceae
Product: transcription initiation factor TFIID subunit 14-like
Exons: 3
Coding region: 47-355 (102 amino acids)
Biological process (GO): regulation of DNA-templated transcription
Source: RefSeq, a predicted model, not a curated record